AUGGUAGACUUAGGUAUAAUUCGACCAUCGAAUAGUCCAUGGUCAUUCCCAUUGCACAUGGUCCUUAAAAAGGACAGCAAUGAUUGGCGACCAACUGGUGAUUAUCGGCGUCUGAAUGCCAAUACCAUUCCCGAUCGUUACCCAUUGCCUCAUAUUCACAAUUUGACAGCUACCUUGAAAGGUACAACUGUCUUUUCAGAAAUCGACUUGGUUAAGGCCUAUAACCAAAUACCGAUGGCACCUGACGACGUUUUUAAACCGACAUCAUCACUCCUUUCGGUCUUUACGAAUUCUUGCGAAUGCCUUUUG
Messenger RNA from Schistosoma rodhaini, 309 nucleotides. Lineage: Eukaryota; Metazoa; Platyhelminthes; Trematoda; Strigeidida; Schistosomatidae. The record is from the annotation of a GenBank genome assembly.